This is a messenger RNA of Anopheles maculipalpis, 816 nucleotides long. RefSeq lists its product as uncharacterized. The transcript has 3 exons. Gene Ontology annotation, molecular function: serine-type endopeptidase activity. Lineage: Eukaryota; Metazoa; Arthropoda; Insecta; Diptera; Culicidae. The coding region runs from base 1 to 816 and encodes 271 amino acids. Gene Ontology annotation, biological process: proteolysis. The record is from RefSeq and is a predicted model, not a curated record.
AUGCGGACGGUUUUCUUGUCCUUGGGCUUGCUGUGUGCGGUGGUAGGACUGUCGGUUGGGCAGGACACGAGAAGGAAUUUCUUCGAGUUUCUCUUCGACGUCGAGAACAGGCUCCAGAAUGGGCGUAUCGUUGGUGGCUCCACAGUGUCGAUUGCGCGGUAUCCUUUUAUCGCCUCUUUGCGCCGUUACUCCAAUCACAUUUGCUCCGUGUCGGUAAUUUCGACGUUCCACGCUGCAACGAGCGCUCACUGCACGUACUCGUUUAAAUCACUAACAGGUGUGACCAUUUACGGUGGCAGUACUAGCCGCACGACCGGUGGCAGAGUUUUCGUUGUAUCGGAUAACUUCAUCCAUCCGGAUUAUGAUCCGGACACGUUCGAUCUGGAUGUGGCUGUACUGCGGGUGAAGACACCCUUUACUCCCAACACUAACAUAGCCGCCAUACCGCUCGUACCUGUGGGCUAUACUAUAAGCGAUCGGAUCUUGCCCACCGUCACUGGGUGGGGCCGCACAUCGUCCGGUGGGGCUUUGUCUCCUUCGCUGCGAGCUGUAGCUAUCCCCGUCGUUAGUACCAGCACGUGUCAAUCGCUGUGGAGUGCUGCAUCAAUCACAGAAAACAUGAUAUGCGCCGGUUCCAAGGGAAAGGAUGCCUGUACGGGUGAUAGCGGUGGAGCGCUGGUGGUUCCGGCGAACAACUACUUCCUCCUGGCCGGUAUGGUGUCCUGGGGAUCGGCCUCGUGUGGUAGCGAAUAUCCCGGCGUUUAUGUCAACGUAGCUUCCGCAAAAAUUCAAAGCUUUUUAGCGCAAUAUCUUUGA